Molecule: messenger RNA, 1467 nt
Organism: Bombyx mori (domestic silkworm)
Lineage: Eukaryota; Metazoa; Arthropoda; Insecta; Lepidoptera; Bombycidae
Gene: galla-2
Product: MIP18 family protein galla-2
Exons: 2
Coding region: 126-590 (154 amino acids)
Biological process (GO): iron-sulfur cluster assembly
Cellular component (GO): cytosolic [4Fe-4S] assembly targeting complex
Source: RefSeq, a predicted model, not a curated record
AUUAUUUUGAGUAGAAAGGCUGUAUGGGCUUAGAUCCCCUUGCCUUUCAUAAUAAGGAAAAAUUGUACCAAAAAAUAUAUUUUGAGUAGAACGAAUUGAUAUAAUAAAAAGUUCGAACUUAUAAAAUGACCAAAACAGCGGAUAACAUCAACCCUCACAUUUACGAGAAGGGUUCAGAACGGGAGAUCACUUCUUCGGAACGCGACGAAGACUUGCAAGAUGAAUUUGAUGAUCGCGAAAUAUUUGAUUUAAUACGAAAUAUAAAUGAUCCUGAACACCCAUUGACACUCGAGGAGCUCAGGGUGGUGGAAGAGAAGAAUAUAAUCGUUAAUAACGAUGAUAGUACUGUAUUAGUCAAUUUUACACCGACAAUUCCCCAUUGCAGUAUGGCGACUCUGAUAGGUCUUUCAAUACGAGUUCAACUACUCCGAGCUCUGCCAAGCCGUUUCAAAGUGACCGUACAAGUAUCGGAGGGCUCUCACGCUUCCGAACAUGCGGUCAACAAACAGUUAGCGGACAAGGAAAGAGUUGCUGCAGCUUUAGAGAACAAUAAUCUACUGCAAAUCAUCAAUCAAUGCAUAGCUGUUUAAUUGAUAGGGAUAAAUUUAUUUGUAAGCCAGAUUAUCAGUGGCUUUGGUCCAAAGAAUGCUGGUACGGCAUCUGAUUCACUUGCAUAUACAUUUGAGGUUAUAGACGUAUCAUUCAAUUAUCGAUCUUAAAAUAUGAUGCCUAUGACUUCAUUGGUCACUUGCUGGUACCUGUUUUGAAGGAGACAGCUUAUAUUAUUUAUUAUUGCUUAUAAAUACUUGAAUGCUUAAUGGGUUCCUGUAGGACCUCUUGUGAGUCCGCGCGGGUGGGUACCACCGCCCCGCCUAUUUCUGCCGUGAAGCAGUAAUGCGUUUCGGUUUGAAAGGUGGGGCAGCCGUUGUAACUAUACUGAGAUCUUAGAACUUAUAUCUGAAGGUGUGUGGCGCAUUUACAUUGUAGAUGUUCCAGUAACCACUUAACACCAGGUGGGCUGUGAGCUCGUCCACACAUCUAGGCAAUAAGAGAUAAAUAAACAUUAAAUACCUAUUUAUUUUGUAUUUUAGCAGGAAAUAAAAGGCUUUCUAUUUUAUAUUUAUUUAUUGCUCAUAUGGGUCAAACUUGCCGGCAAUGGUAUUUAAUCUGUCACUAGAGCCCAGGGAAAUCAUGAAAGUGAAAUUCAUUACUGCUUGACGUCAGAAAAAUAUAGUGAUCUAGACUUGCAAUUGUGUUUUUUUUUUUUUUUUGUCCUACCACCAUUAAUAUUUAGACCUUGUGUUCCAUGAAUAAUGAUAAUAUACACUAUGUUUUCAAUGUGCUCUGAUAUCUGUCUACUGGAUAAUAAAAGUUGAUAGCCUAAAUAAUCAUAGAAAAAAAAAUGUAUAUUUUUAGUGAAUUUAUGUAAAAAUAUUUUGUAUAGUUAAUAAAUAAAUAAAUUAUGUA